ACUACUUAUCCUAAAACCACCUGUAAGUUCAAUAGUCUACCUCGGAUAUCCAUUUCUAUUCAUAUACAUGAUCCACAUUCUUACUAUGUACAUCACUAUUCCAUGUAAACCUCAUUCUUACUCCUAACUCUGACUGAUCACAGGAUCAGGCUAUAGGAAGAUAUGUUACCAUGUUAUUUGGUGUCUUUUGUUUCUCCCUUGAGAAGACUUGAUGGACUGGUGGCAAACGUUGCUGUGACCGGUUAUCCCAGUCAGUAGCCACGAGCGGAGCAGGUAUCUUAACCCGCACUAUGGAUAUUUAUUCAUAUAGAAACAUCAUAUAAAGACCCCUGCAUAGUAGGUGAAAUUCAAGACUUGUACCUGCUGUAACAUGUAUACAUUUCAUUAUGAUAAGAUCAGCAGUAUUAAAUCUUCUUCUAAUUGAGGUAAUUAAUCAACACCCAUAAAAUAUACAGAAUUUCAUGUCUAUACACAACUUUCAGACACGGGCUGGCCCAUCAGGGAAAGACUAAAUCACUGAUAUGCCCUGCCCAUACAGUUUACCUUUUAUGUUGUUAAACUAUCUGCUACAAUGUUACCAGCUUCAGUAACACACCAGCGAGAGAGCCAUGCACCCUAAGCGCUUAUAAGCAAGGGCUGCCAGCAGGCCAUAACACAGGAGGCCGUGCCAACUUGCUAAGGUGAAGUAUAGGAAGAAGAGAUGGUGAGGACCGCCUGGGAUGCCCUAGUGACCGCCCUGGAAAACUUGGAGAAGAAGGGACUGAAGAAGUUCAGGAACAAGCUGAAUGACUGGCCAAUCAAAGAGGGAUUUAGCAAGAUCCCAAGAGGCCAGAUAGAGGACAGAUGCCCUGAUGACGUUGCUAAUAAGAUCAGGGACUUCUACACGUUUCCCUAUGGGAUCGAGGUGGCCUUGGAUGUUCUAGAAGCUAUAGACGAGAAGGAAGUGGCGGCAGGACUCCGUGCAGACCUGAGAAAUGGUAAGAGACCAACCAACGAGACAUGGGAGAAUAGUAACAGUUGUAACAGCUGGGGGCGUGUAACCAUCAGCAAUGGCCGCAAAGUGCCCUUGUUCCAGCCGCUUCUGCGGCACCAAUGUGGCAGAGUUUUCCACAUAGCCAUAGAGGUGCGCAGGAAAGUCUUGGAUGGCUUUGUGUUUGAACAGCAGCGCGAGGAAACUUAUUCUGGAGUGACCUGUAAAGUUACUCCUCCUCUUCCUGAACCCACCAGGGAGCACUUUGUGAUUGAACACCGGGAGGCUCUAAUAAGCCGGAUGUCCCAGGUGGAAUCGUUCCUAGACACACUUCUGCAGAAGAAACUUCUGACAUAUGAACAAUACGACGCUGUCUACAACAAACCAACUAGUCAGGAGACGAUGCGAGAGCUCUACAGCCAUGCCAGAUCCUGGGGGGACACCGACAAGGACAUCUUCUAUGAAGCCCUAAAGAAACAUAAUGCUCCUCUCAUUCGGGACCUGGAAAGGGCCUAAAGCUUUCCCCGAGUAAUAGUAAUGCAGCUACAGCGUUACCUCCUGAGACCAGCGUCCUGUAUCUGCAGAGAUGUGCGGCGUGUCCUAUCACACUGUACAUUGGUGCCCUCUGCGUCAUACACAGACACAGCACCCGCCCAGAGAUUCA
Molecule: messenger RNA, 1634 nt
Organism: Pseudophryne corroboree (corroboree frog)
Lineage: Eukaryota; Metazoa; Chordata; Amphibia; Anura; Myobatrachidae
Product: apoptosis-associated speck-like protein containing a CARD
Exons: 3
Coding region: 701-1486 (261 amino acids)
Biological process (GO): innate immune response; inflammatory response; regulation of apoptotic process
Source: RefSeq, a predicted model, not a curated record